This is a messenger RNA of Linum tenue, 2648 nucleotides long. The record is from the annotation of a GenBank genome assembly. Lineage: Eukaryota; Viridiplantae; Streptophyta; Magnoliopsida; Malpighiales; Linaceae.
CCCUAAUCGGUCGUCGCUCUCUACUCUCUCGCUUCUUUCUCUAGUUCUUUCCUUCUGCUACCUCUUCUCUUCCAGAAAAGGCCUAAAACCCUAGACGUUGUUCUUAUCGCCUCGCCUCUCUCUUCUCGUUUCCUCUAGAGGAAUCCGAAAACCACAAAAAAAAAAAAAAAGGAAAACAAUCGCCCUCUCCCUCUCUCGAUUCUCUACUCUGUUCUCUGUGCUCUCGGCUAGCUAAGGAGGCCGCUCGUUUCGUACUAAAUCAACAGAGAUGGUUUCGAUCCAGGAGAGAGGGAGAUCGACGACACUCAAACCUCGUCGGCGGGGAUGGCAACCUCGCCGCCGGCUGGAAUGGGUUUCGACGAGGAAAUAGAGGAAGGAAGGCGCCUCCGACUAUGGAAGGUGGCACCGCCGGCGACGACUAGAUCUGGAAAGAAGAGAAAUAAAUCACCACCACCGGCAGACGACGAUGAUCGAGAAGAAAGCACAGCGGAGGCGGAGGACAGAUCCCUCGGCGAUGGUGGACGAAUCCUAGGCAAGUCUCACGGAUUGCAUGUUUCGAUUUCUGGGUUUUUGGAGUAGCCAAGUUUCUGACCUUGUUUUGAUUUUUUUUGGGUUGCUUUUGGUUUUCUAUCGAGGGAGGAGAUGAAAUGUGGGUGCCAUAGGCGAAAAAUGGUCUUGCUAUCGGCGAGAACCGCCGGCAACAGGAUAAGAGGACCGGAUGAGAGAAGUGGGUAGGUUUGGGUAAGGAUCUCCUAAACUAAGUUAGUGUGAUUAGGGAAUUUGAACUAAAAAAAGAUUAUAUGAUUUGUAGGAUAACUAACAGAUCUGGGUUUGGAAACUUAUGGCUGAGUUUGGAGAGAUUUAGCAAAAAAAUUUAUGGUUAGAUUUAACAAUUUGGGAUUGCCUGUUCUUUGCUAAAAAAAACUGGGAUUUUGGGGUGUAUAUGGAAUUAGCUAUGUGUAGUAGUGAUUUUCGUGGAAACUUGGAUCUUGGUCUAGAUGGGAUUUUUCUGAACUUGGCUUAGUGUGGUUGAAGGGUAAAAAUUGGAAAAGAAAUGUGAUUUUUACCAAGUUGCAGAUCUGAUGAGUUUCAAACCCAAAACAUCGAUUGUGAAUUUAUAAAAAAAAAAAAAAAAGAGACUUUCUGUGUAUGUGCUUGUGAUGAUACAUAGAGGUUUGGUUGUAUUUCAUUUAAAGCUAGAAAUGCAUGGUUGUUGCUUCUGCCUAAGAUAGGUAAUAAGAAAUGCAUCUUUGUGUAAUGAAAAUAAAAAUUGCUUACUUUGGCUUCUAUGAAUCACUGCUACUGCAUGCGAUUCUUGCUAGACAAUGGUUAUCAAUGAUUAUAAAUCACUUACUAGUUUUGUGCCCGCCCGAUGGGCGGCGAGUUCAUUUGUUUGUACUUUUCCUUCUAUUAUUUGUCAUUUUUUCCAAAGAUAUCAAAUUCCUACUGUUUAUAUUUAUUUAUGAUUGUACUCUAGGUUUUAAUGAUGAUCAACAAUAAAGUCAAACAACGUUGUAACUUCAUCACUGCUUGGAAAAUAUUAUUCAUGACCAUCGGAUAUUUCAUUGACCAACAAUUGUCAACUUCAUAAGUUGUACAUGGUUUAACCUCGUGUACGCCACCUUACCGUACUCCUAUAGAGUUGGUAUUUAGACCAUGAAUUAACGGAGUUUGGCACAUGAUGUUAUACCAUAUUCUCUAAUAGGUGAAACACAAUCUUUAAUUCUCUAAUCCAAAUCGUACGAUUCAUUUAAUGAAAAAUAAUAACCACCGAUUCUUAUUCGUCAAAAUAUAUUAACAUACAACUAAUAGGUAUGAAUGAAGGUGCAUAUUACACCUCAAGUGUAUGCUAGCCUUUUCCACCAUUAUAUCAAAGUACAACCAAACUAUUCUGAUAUGCUUCUUACCUUCAACAUUGUACGAAUUAUAUCAAAGCAAAUGUUAGUUAUGGAGACACUUUGUCUUCACUUAACAUUAUCCUCCCAUAUUUAAUAUGUGACUAACUGUAACUGGAAUUGUAUGAUAACUUAAUACAAACAUAAAGGUGCUCUGUUGUGCAGUCAGUAUAGUAACUGAAUUUACAGGACAUCUGAUAUGAUCUUGCGUUGGUUUUACAGGACACCGGUCCGGGUACAUCCCACCCUAGUAUACAUGACAUCGGUUAGGAUAUGAUCUGCAUUGGAUUUAUAGGACACCAGUCUAGGUACGAUCUGUGGUGGUAUGCAUGUCAUCUACUAUACUACCCGAGGAGUGUAUGACUUGGCAAAUUAAGAUGUAAAAUGCAAUGAACCUAACCAUGCAUGUGAUUGAAUCAUUGUAUAAAUAUUACUUAUGAUGUGGUUAAGUGAUUACUUUCUAUGAUGUGAUAUAUGAAAUGUGAAUGUCAAUGAUGAUGGAUUUCUAUGGUGUUUUAUACAAUGAUUUAAGAUUGGAUGAUAUGAUGUUUUGUUGUGUUGGGACAGGGGUUACAUGGUAAUGCCAGUAUGAUGUGAUAUUUGAUGCAUGCAUGUUUAAACAAUGAGUUAUUAAGAGACUGGGUGAUGGUCCUUAUGUUGUGAAGUAUGAAUUUUUUGAGUUUGAGAUGAUGAAUGUGAUAUGACAUGUGGUGAUGAAUGGAUGUUUAUUUGACUAAAUAAGAUAUAUCAUAU